Messenger RNA from Corythoichthys intestinalis (scribbled pipefish), 4187 nucleotides. It is a transcript of the gene tbc1d31, whose product is annotated as TBC1 domain family, member 31. The transcript is spliced from 23 exons. Gene Ontology annotation, molecular function: protein binding. Gene Ontology annotation, cellular component: centrosome. The coding region runs from base 339 to 3398 and encodes 1019 amino acids. The record is from RefSeq and is a predicted model, not a curated record. NCBI's taxonomy places the organism in Eukaryota, Metazoa, Chordata, Actinopteri, Syngnathiformes, Syngnathidae.
AGAGCACAUCUCCCAUGGUGCACCUCUCUGUUUAUGUAUGACGUACUCUCUCGGCGACGCUAAUGAAAUCCGGAAUAACUGCAAAAGAAGUUGAGGAAGUUACUUUAUUUACCGAUCAAAAAGUGGGAAUACGCCUGUUAUGUGAGGCGCAUAUGGGAGAGCUCUCACAUCGAGUGUACAAUUGAUAUUUAUUUGUACUUAAAGAAGGCCUUGGUUUUUUUCAAAAAUUUCCCGCGGCUCGCCGCGCCAGUGGUGGUUAUCUGGAUGUAAUUGCAGCCUGUCCUGAUGCUCCAAGUGCAGCAAACCACAUAAAUGCACUUUUCGGGGACUUUAUUAAAAUGGACGUGACAGACAUUGGAAACCGAGAAGAGGGGAAACUCAAGCAUCGUAAAGUGGCUUCCGGCAAAGGUGUGGUGUUGACGGUCAUCCGUACAGCUCAGCAGGCAAAGGUGCGUUUUCUCCAUGCUGUCUUUGACGUCACAGGAGAAUCCUUCUUGGCUGGUGAUCACCACGGCAACAUCUAUGCCAUUGACAUAGGUAAAAACAGAUUUCGUCUCGUGCAGAAAACAGGACAGCCCUGCACUGCUUUGGCUAUAAGCUUGACUCGGACCACAGAAUUCCUGGUGGCAUUUGUAGACAAUACCGUCAGGUGUUAUGACCAAGACACAAAACAAAUGGUCGGUUGGAUGCGCGGUCACGAAGGGGCCGUUUCGUCAAUCUCCAUCCAUAGCUUGGGCCGCUAUGCCGUCACCACAUCCUCAGACACUGCUCAGUUGUGGGACCUAGACACGUUUCAGAGGAAGAGAAAGCUCAACGUCCACAAGUCAGUUGGCAUACAAAAGGUUUUCUUCCUCCCUCACAGCAACACCAUCCUCAGCUGUUUCAGUGAUGACUCCAUCUUUGCUUGGGAGAGCACCACGCUGGUGUGCGAAUACCAGCUUCCCGUGCCGGACUUUGGACCUCGGCUCUUCUACAAGACUUUCGCUGUGACCCAAGAUGGUAAGAUGCUGGCAGCUGGGGGAAGGUCCAACCUGCUGCACCUGUGGUGUUUGGACAGCAAAAAGCUGGUCAAGGUGAUCCAGAUGCCCACUCCAAUUCGGACUGUCAGACAGCUGGAAUUCCUUCCUAACAGAUUUGAUGGAACAUCUAGUCAGACUUUGGGUGUGUUGAGUCAAGAUGGAAUUAUGCGCUUCAUUAACAUUAAUACCUCCAAGCUACUCUUUUACAUCGGCUCCCGCAACAACACCAUAAACACAGUAGCUGUCAGCCCCACCGCUUGUUAUGUGGCAGCCAUCUUGGAUGACGGCAGCAUCAGCAUCUUCAGCAUUCAGAGUCUCCUAGAGGAGCUUUCCCUCCCACAGGUGACAAUAGUCUCCGACAAUGUAGAGAAUCAGGCACCGUUAAACCUGAAGGUCAAGUCUGAAACGAUUCAAAGACUUGCCAGUCAUGCAGGUGGGCAGAAGAAGGUGAAGAUCCGUUCCCGCGCUGCUGGAUCUGCAGUAGAAAAUAAGGAGAACCAACUCCCUGGUGGUCUUAACAAGACCCGACUCGUGAGUAUUCUCAAAACAUAUGGAGAAUAUCCUGCGAAAUACAGAACGUUUGUGUGGCGCUCCUUGCUGUGUGUGCCUGACAACUAUGGCGCAUACAGCAGUCUGAUAGAUAAAGGUCUCCACUCAGCCUAUCUCAGCCUUCAUGAGAAGUAUCCUAUCAAAAGCCAAAAGCUCCAGAGGGGGCUGCAGAGGGUUUUGUCCGCACUCUCUCACUGGGCUGCCAUCUUUGGAGAGGCGGAAUAUCUUCCACUAUUAGCCUUCCCUUUUGUCAAGCUCUUUCAGAACAAUCCCAUGCUGUGCUUUGAGGUGGUGGCCACUGUUUUAGUUAAUUGGUGCCAACACUGGUUUGAAUACUUCCCCAACCCUCCUCUGAACAUCCUGAGCAUGGCAGAGAACAUUCUGGCACAUCAUGACCAGGAGCUGCUGCAACACUUGGUGGACUGUGGUAUUACCUCUCAGCUUUAUGUGUGGCCCCUCUUGGAGACUUUAUUCUCAGAGGUUUUAACCCGUGACGAAUGGCUCAGACUCUUCGACAACAUCUUCUCCAACCAUCCGUCCUUCCUAAUUAUGGCAUGUGUGGCUUACCUGACAUGCUGCAGGGAACCCCUCCUGCUCUGUUCACACAAACAGGACUUUGAGUAUUUUUUCCACAAUCGGAACAACUUGGACAUGGAUGCCAUGCUCAAAGAAGCCUACCGGCUGAUGAGUAAAACACCGGCAUCCAUCCAUCCCACAAGAAUGCUCUCUGACUUCACGCCGCUGACCAAAGGCCAGUACCCUGUUUUUAACCACUACCCAGAAUUUAUAAUAGAAUAUCAGAAACGGGAGAUGGAAAAAAUAAGACGGCAAGAGUUGGAGUACCUCCAGGAAAGGCAAGGUUUGAUGGCGAUGCGUUCAGAUUUGGUGCAGCGCCAAGCCGAAGAGGAUGACUUUUAUGUGCAACAGGAGAGGCUAAAGAGAGCUGAAGAGGAGCGCAGAAAAAUGCUGGCACAAGAGGAAGAGAAACUAACAGUGCAUAGGAAAAAUUUGGCAGCCAUGAAGAAAGACCUAAACGUGAAGGAGUUAAAUAUGCUGGAAGAAAACCGAAGGCGUCUCCUCAAACUCCAGCAAGAGCUCCAAGUCUCGCAAAUAAAUAAACUGGACCAGGAGAUCAUGAGGCAGAUAGAACUCCGUGAGCAGGAAUCAACUGCAGCAGUCCAGGAUUUGGACUUAAGGCAAAUGGAGCUGGAAGUACAGCGGAGACACCUUGAGCAGCAACUGUGCAAGGAGCAGCUUCGCAUAGAACGGCAGGUUGAAGACAUGAGAAAGAAGAGCCCACAAAGGGAGAGCACAAAAAAACAGGAGCUGGAGGCCGUCCCUGCGAAAACGCGCCAAUCGGGAUCCGACCGCAACUGGCAGCAGGACUCGAUGGCUGAGUGCCUCCAAAAUGUUGAAGGCCAAAUGAGAAGGCGAAAGCUGGCAGAAGGCGAUAGGCUGACGCACUCACCGAGAGAUGUGACUGGAAGGGAGUGGGACGAUGUGGUGAGUCAGAGGGCACGCUUAGUGGAACGACCGCAGUCCAGGCCUGCAGCAGACACAAGAUAUUUAAGACCAGGUAUCAACACUAACCAUGUUGAGACUGCGACCGUCAGGCCAACCACAUCAAAGAGGGCAGGAAGUAACAUGGCGUGUCUGAACAGCAGCUCCCCUGCAGAGAGCACCUCUACCAACUUCUCAUUGGACAGAGGCCGGGGACAUUUGGACCGCAAAGAGAGAGAACUGAUGAAGGAAAUUAAAGCUCUGAGAGAGAAGCUUGUUGCGAGAGCCAAAGAGGACAGCAUUGACUCAUCAUACACAGGCUCACACUGACUAGUUUGCACUGUAGCUCUAAUAUUGAAACUUGUCAAUUUACUUCAUGAUUCUUGUUCAUGUUGGAUAAUUCAUGUUGUCUUGUGUUACAUUCAACCAUGUUGAUUAUACAUACUGUAUUUUAAAAGCUGUUUUAUAUAAAAUGUUUUUUUUUUUUUUUUUUUAAAUCUAAGGUCGUUCCUUAUGUCCAGGUUACUUAGAUUUGUUGUCGGAACUUUACAAUGCGGGUGAAAUUAUGAGUAAUUUUAAAUUCUAUUUGGAAAGAGUUCCAACUUUAACCUUUAGAUGCGUCAGUGAGUCAAAAAUGACCCGGUUAGGUUGUUUUCUUGAAAUAACUUCGUAAUGUAAAAUGGUUAUCGAUUCAUAUUCCAGGUAUUCCUCAAACAACAUGUUUUUGAUAUAAUGCCAUUCAGUUUUUUAGCUAACCUUUUAUACUUUUGAAGAGAUUGAAAUUUUUGUGUUACUACCCCAAGCUUCCAUAGGUGGGUCAAAAAUGAUCCACAAGAAUUUUCUAUGGAAUCCAAUUGGAACCACCUUUGAUUCUUAUCAACUUUAGCUGUCAGCAAUAAAUUGUGGACCACACAGACUAGGUAUAUAACAAGUGUCACUCCUCAGGAAAUUUAUUUUACACAGCACAAGCUGAUAUGUGUACUGUAUUAUCUUCACAUCGUAUUUUGUGUAUGUGUCUUUCAUGACGGUUAUUAUUUGUCAACAAACUAGCCUACUUCAUAACUUGCUAGCUAACUAAGCGAAUAUUUCUGUAUAUGUAGUGUGUGUGUAUUUAUUUAA